AUGACCCAACUAUUAUCUUUAUCUAAUUUAUUAUUAUUACAUAUCAUAACAGAUAUUGAAGAUAAUGUAGAUAUAAUAUGUUUGCUGUUAACUUGUAAAAAGUUGUACAGUCAAAAUAGUAAUAGUUUAAGAGGAUUGAUUAGAUUUAAAGGAUUAGAAGCAAUCGAUACUUACAAGAGAGAGAUAUCAGAACGGUUUAAAGCAACAAUCAAUCAAUUCAAUCUAUCAUCAUUUAAAGAUAUAUUAGAGAAUAGUAUAUCAGAUCAAUGUGUCAUUUUAAAAGACAUUGGUAAUCUCGAUGACUAUCCAAAAUGGGUACAACAACGCAUCACUACAAAUAACAGAGUUGACAAGAGUAACAUUAAAACAGUUUUGGUUAGAGAUUAUAAAACUACGUCACUUCCGUCUAUCUAUGAAGAGAUACCAUCAAUCGAGACAUUAAUCAUUGACGGCCCUACUGAUUAUGCAGUUGUUGAUCUUACCUCUAUUUCACUCUUGCACCAUCUCCAACAUCUUUUAGUUUGUGCGCACCAGCUAGAAUUAGGUCCACACACAACACUCAAGUCUCUAACACUAGAAAACGGCAAUACGUACCUUCUUGACUUGGGAUUAGAUACAUUCGUAUCGCUGACAGAGCUGACGCUCAAGGAUCAUUGGGCGUCUGGACUGGAACAAGGUCUCUUACCAAGCAGUCUUACAUCACUCACUCUAAGAAUGAUGGAUAUACCUCCACUGGAUACAUUCCUUUCAUUGACAUCACUAGUUAAACUAGAUAUAGAUAUGAAAAGGGUGACAACAAACAAUGAAGACAAGGAAGAUCUGUCAUCCAUCAAUCUCGAAAGUUUGACCAACCUCAAGACACUUACAAUCAGAGACCAAAGGGGAGAUAGAGACAUCAACUACGAGAUUAUUACACCCCCGUCAAUCAAGAUACUCACUCUCUCGUCUAAUUGCCUACAAAUCCCACUGAGAUGUGUCAUACCACAUUUGGAGGAAUUCAAUGUCCGUCAAAACCUAUUGAUCGAUGGAAAAGUUAAUAUGUAUCCAUCGAUAAAGAAACUCGUUAUAUACAAUUUCUAUGAACCCUUGCCAUCUAAUAUCGUCAUCCCAUCGACUGUCGAAAAGCUAAACAUAUAUAAAAUCAAAACUCGAGAUAAUCGAAACGUCAAUAUACUUGGACAGGUUGUAUUCCCACCAACACUCACUCAUCUAAGAAUCUCUGGAGACUGGGAGCAUGUUAUCCUACCAGAAUCACUCAUCAAACUAAAUCUGACAUUUGACCAAGCUACUUCAAUCUCAAUUGGCCACCUCGUCCAUUUGAAACAUUUGGUUUGGAGAUCAUGUGAUUCAACAUCUCUAGUGUUGCCAUCCUCCUAUCCACCCAAUCUUGAAACACUCGAUAUCAUCGAUAUUGCUGAUGCUGAUAUUAUUAAUACGAUUGACUACAUACCACCAACCAUCAAAAAUUUGUCUAUACGUUUGACAAAACCAACAGACAAACAGAUUUUAGAGACACAUGGUUAUCCUAUCUUUUCAAUUAGUUCAAGAGUCAAAACAACCAAUAAUCAAUCACAACCACAGCAACAACAACUGUGGUUACCAUCCAAUAUAACUCAUCUAACUUGUUUAAUAUUGAUUGAAUCAAGGGCAGCAUUUAGAUUGGAUGAAAUAAUCAAUCAUACCAAUGUUAGAUAUUUAUCUUUAGAUACAUACACUACAUCUUUACAUUUUACAAUUCAAAGAUUGGACAAUAACAACAACAAUGUAUUGAUAUUGGAAAAAGAUACUCUUCAAGGUGGAAUAAUCACUCAAAGAAUAUCAAUCAACUCCCAACAACAACAACAACAAUAUGAUCCAAUUUAUUUAUAUAUAAAUAAAUCCAUUUUCUCUCCAUUAUUAUUUCAUUGGAGAUAUGAAUCGAUGAAUGACAAUUAA
Molecule: messenger RNA, 1935 nt
Organism: Cavenderia fasciculata
Lineage: Eukaryota; Evosea; Eumycetozoa; Acytosteliales; Cavenderiaceae
Exons: 1
Coding region: 1-1935 (644 amino acids)
Source: RefSeq, a predicted model, not a curated record